AUGAUUAGUUUUUCUGGGGUCAACAUACCAACAAUGGCUAAAACCAGAGAUUCUUGUUUCGUCAACGCUCUCUUCGCAAUCGCGAUUUUAGCGAUUGCCCAUUUCUGUAACUGUGAAGCUGUCUUGUCUCAGAAAGAACAGGACAAAGUCUCGAAAUUGCCUGGUCAGAAUUUCAAUGUUGACUUUGCUCACUACUCUGGGUUCGUUACUACUAAUGAGGAACUGGGAAGAGCACUCUUCUACUGGCUCUUUGAAGCCACCGAAGAUGCUGAGUCUAAGCCUCUUGUUCUCUGGCUCAAUGGAGGACCAGGAUGUUCAUCUGUGGGAUUUGGUGAAGCAGAAGAGAUAGGACCGUUUCACAUUAAGCCAGAUGGGAAGACUCUUUACCUUAAUCAAUAUUCUUGGAACCAAGCUGCGAAUAUUUUGUUCCUUGAUGCACCUGUUGGAGUUGGUUUUUCAUACUCGAACACUUCUUCUGACUUGGUCACCAAUGGUGAUAAGAGAACUGCCCAAGAUUCUCUGAAAUUUCUGCUGAAAUGGGUUGAGCGUUUUCCGGAGUACAAAGGAAGGGAGUUUUAUAUAGUUGGUGAGAGCUAUGCAGGACAUUACAUUCCUCAGCUGAGUGAAGCCAUUGUAAAACAUAACCAAGCUUCUGGCGACAACACUAUUAAUCUGAAGGGUUACAUGGUAGGAAACGGGCUGAUGGAUGAUUUCCAUGACAGGCUCGGUCUUUUCCAGUAUAUUUGGUCGUUGGGUUUUAUCUCCGACCAAACAUACAGCUUACUGAAACUUCAGUGUGGUUUGGAACCGUUUAUUCACUCCUCCGAAACGUGUAACAAGGUUCUGGAGAUAGCGGACAAGGAAAUAGGUAACAUAGACCAUUACAGUGUCUUCACCCCGACCUGUGUUGCGAGUGCUUCCCAGGCAAAAAUGUUGCUAAGGAAAAGACCAAUGAACAGCCGUGUGAGUGAACAGUAUGAUCCUUGCACGGAGAAACACUCUGUAGUGUAUUUCAAUCGUCCAGAGGUUCAAGAAGCCCUCCAUAUCCCACCAGGACUUGCACCAUCCAAAUGGGACACUUGCAGUGAUGUCGUGAAUGAACACUGGAAUGACUGUCCUUCCUCGGUUCUAAACAUUUACCACGAGCUUAUAGCUGCAGGGAUUCGUAUCUGGGUUUUCAGUGGAGACGCGGAUGCUGUUGUACCAGUCACAUCAACCCGGUACAGCAUAGAUGCACUGAAGCUUCGUCCAUCGAGUCCUUAUAGUCCUUGGUACAUAGACGGACAGGUGGGAGGGUGGACUCAGCAGUAUGAUGGUCUGAACUUUGUGACUGUGAGAGGUGCAGGCCAUGAAGUUCCUUUGCACAGACCGAAGGAGGCUCUUGUGCUCUUGAAGGCUUUUAUAUCUGGAACUCCGUUGUCCACAUCCGAUAACAGCAUCAGCCGCGACAUGUCUGAGCUCGAUUUUUGUUUGUUUGAGAUUUCCAAAAUACCCGAUGAGAUCUACGACUUUAGGCGUAGUUGCAGCUUUAGGUUCUCGUUUGCGGAUCAAUGUGGUUCUGUGUCGACUAUGUUAGGAAGCUAUGUCUCUGCCACUCUGUGCAUCGAUUUCGAUAUCCUAUUAGAAUACAAAAACUACACCUCGUGCAGGACAAGACAAGUAGCCGAAACAGCAGCAGUCAUGGUGAUGGUGUCUAAUUCCAACCAUCACAACAAGGAAAUAAAUGUCAGAAGGAAAAUUUCUGAGAUAUACAAUAAACGGGAAGAGGAUUUUCCAUCACUAAAGGAUUACAAUGACUACUUGGAAGAAGUCGAGUGCAUGGUAUUCGAUUUGGUAGAUGGAAUAAACGUUGAGGCGAUUGAGGAGAAAAUCAAAAGAUACUCUCAAGAGAAUGCUGAACAGAUAAUGGUUAAUCGAGCCCGCAAGGCUGAAGAAUUAACUGCAGCGUUAGCAGCUUGCAAGGGCCAACUCCCACAGACCAAUGCUGAUACGUCGUCAAACCAUGGGAUUACGGCUGGAACUUCACACGGCCAGGCUCCACGACCAACGGGAAUGGGCCCACAACCUGUACCUAUAGGAGGAGGAGCAGAGCAUCAACGCUACUCUAUGGAAGACGAAGCGAUGAUGAGGCUCAAAGCAGAGAGAGCUCCACGUGCUGGAGGAUUUUCUCUGGAGAUAAGCAAGAAGAGGGCUUUGGAAGAAGCAUUUUCAAGCAUUUGGGUUUGAGGACAGUGACGAGGAGGUCCAAAUUGGUUGAUUAGCUUUGAGUAUGGAAGUAAUUAGAGUUUCCAUUGUUGUCUCGGUGCAUUGUCUGUUUACUCUUGUGUUCGUUUGUUUUUUUUGUAUAGUUGACAAGAUCAAUUUACAGCCAUCUAUAUAACACAAUUUUCUCAAUAAUGGUUAAGUUGGUUCGACCGAACUUUAACCAUCGGUCAAUUU
Messenger RNA from Thlaspi arvense, 2439 nucleotides. Lineage: Eukaryota; Viridiplantae; Streptophyta; Magnoliopsida; Brassicales; Brassicaceae. The record is from the annotation of a GenBank genome assembly.